CAUGCAUGAACAACUUGUACAUUUGAAGUUGGGAACAUAGACAUCCCCACACUAGAUUCUCUCUCAAGCUUUCCCUCCAAUCCAACCCGAAACCCCCUCAAACCAAAAUCGCAGUCUCUUCUUCUUCUUCUUCUUCAAUUCAAAACCCUAGGCUAAAACCCUAAAAGUCUACAUGUUAUCUCUUUCACGAAUGAAAUCACUUGUCUCUCCAACUCUCUCCACCCUUGCCCCUAAAACUAGGCGUUUCUCUCUCUACUCUCAACCCUCUCGAUACCUUCUCUGCAAUCCCAAACCUCUGCAAAAACCUAAUUUCUUCCAUGUAAAAACCACCAUGCUUCCGCACAAUUCUCCAAUGAUCUCUAUCCAAAGUCAUUGUUUGAAUACGGAGGCGUCUCAGUCGCCUUCCGGCGAAAUCCACGUCAUCGUCGGCCCGAUGUUCGCCGGAAAAACCACCACUCUGCUCCGCCGGAUCAAGUCCGAGAGUAGUAAUGGCAGCUUUCAGGCCAACGUCCUCAAGAACUCCACCCAUCUGGAUAGGACAUUAAGAGGUCUUUGUUUGUCAGGAAGACUGAAAGAAGCAGUUGGGUUACUCUGGCGUGCAGGAUUACAGGUGUACCCUGAAACCUAUUCUCUUCUUUUACAAGAAAGUAUAUUCAGGAAACAAUAUAGAUGGGGAAGGAGAAUCCAUGCACAAAUGGUGGUCGUUGGCUUUGUUCCCAAUGAAUAUUUGGUAACCAAAUUGUUGAUAUUGUAUGCAAAGGCAGGGGAUUUAGUAACUGCUAGCAGUCUGUUCAAUGAGUUGCCGAGGACUAGCUUAAUUUCAUGGAAUGCAAUAAUUUCUGGUCAUGUGCAAAAUGGUCUUGUAGAAAUGGGAUUGAGUCUUUAUUAUAAGAUGAGACAGAGUUGUUUGACACCAGAUCAGUACACCUUUGCGUCAGUCUUUAGAGCGUGUGCCACUUUAGCAACGUUGCAGCAGGGCAAGCAAGCCCAUGGCAUCUUCAUAAAGAGUCAAAUUAGUGGAAACGUUGUAGUUAAUAGUGCCCUCAUGGAUAUGUACUUCAAAUGUAGCAGUCCUUGUGAUGGGCAUCUAGUAUUCGAUGAAUCUUUGGAUAGGAAUGUGAUUACAUGGACUGCAUUAAUAUCCGGAUAUGGACAUAAUGGGAGGGUCGAAGAAGUUUUACAAUCCUUUCAUAGGAUGAUAACUGAAGGUUUCAGACCAAACUAUGUUACGUUUCUUGCAGUUCUUUCUGCUUGUAGCCAUGGAGGUUUGGUACAUGAAGGUUGGGAGUAUUUCUCAUCGAUGAUGAGAGAUUAUGGUAUUCAACCAAGAGGGAAACAUUUUGCAGCAAUGGUUGAUCUUUUAGGGCGUGCUGGGAGGUUACAAGAAGCAUACGAUUUUGUUCAAGACUCACCCCAUGAAGAACACCCAGUGAUAUGGGGUGCUUUGCUUGGGGCUUGUCGAAUUCAUGGAAACAUGGACAUGGUGAAGCUUGCUGCGAAGAAAUUUUUUGAGUUGGAACCAGAGAAUUCUGGGAAGUAUGUCGUCCUAUGUAAUGCUUAUGCUACAUUUGGUUUGUGGGAUAGUGUUGCAGUGAUGAGGGGGCAGAUGAGGGACUUUGGUAUGAGAAAGGAACCUGGUUAUAGCAUGAUUGAAGUUCAAAAGGAGGUUCACUUCUUCUUUAUGGGGGAUAAUUCUCACAAACAAACUGAGCAGACACGUGACUUAAUUAAAGAAAUGACUUGCAUUUUAAAGGAUGCUGGCUAUGUUCCUGACUUGAGCAGUUGGUGGUAAGAUAGAGUAGAAUUGACUUGGUGGAGCCUAAUUAACUUGUAAAAAAAUGGCUCAAGUCCUACUUUUUCCUUCUAUAAAGAGGCAUGGUUUCUUGGGAGAUUUUGAAGGUCUAAAAGCCUUGAACCUUGAGGAUGGUGGUGUAUGACAGUAGAUAUUAUAUUUAUCAUUGCUAGUAAGGUACAUUGAGUAUUUUGGAUAUGCCCCACUUAUUUACGGGGUUAUCAUGUUCCAAAUUAAGAUGAUGAGGAAUUAUUUCCUAUGUAUGGCAUUCUUUUGACAUUAAAGUUGGGUAGUUGUGAAGGAGUGUAGAAUGCACACUCAUCAACUUGGCAGACUCUGUGAACGGCAGUGAUGCUGAUUGACUGUUGUUUGUUUGUAAUAAUAUAGGUCCUUACUGAUGGGAGGAUAUUCUGACCAGAUUUACUAUGGGAAGCCUCUAGUUUGGUUGAAAACUUUUCUUCCAUAGGUGACUGACUGGUUGAUUGGAAUCACUGGAUAGCCGUAGAUUUUUAGCACCCCAAGCCAAGUUCUUAUUCCUUUCCCCCCCUCCCCCCCCUCCCCUUCUUUUUUGCCCCUGAUAUUUCUGAUGUAAGAAACAAAGGCGAAAAUCAUUAUCCUAUUAGUAUUGUUGGGUUGUCAACUCCUUGUUGAGUUUGUGAGUAGAAUUCUGGCCAUUUAGCUGAUGCAAUGUUCAGAACACAUUACAAUGGAUGUCAUUUUCGCUUAUUCAAAGGGUCUUGAGCUGGAGCAUCUUCCCCUGGCCCUCAGAUCAAGCAGUAAAGUGAUAGGGUGAGGUUGGGCUGGAUCUUAGGUUUAAAUCUUGGCAGCUAAAAGGAAGACCUUAUCAGGUCUGAAGCAUUGAA
Molecule: messenger RNA, 2655 nt
Organism: Camellia sinensis
Lineage: Eukaryota; Viridiplantae; Streptophyta; Magnoliopsida; Ericales; Theaceae
Source: RefSeq, a predicted model, not a curated record